Molecule: messenger RNA, 1587 nt
Organism: Epithele typhae
Lineage: Eukaryota; Fungi; Basidiomycota; Agaricomycetes; Polyporales; Epitheliaceae
Product: spindle pole body protein
Exons: 7
Coding region: 1-1587 (528 amino acids)
Biological process (GO): spliceosomal complex assembly; mRNA processing; protein deubiquitination
Molecular function (GO): zinc ion binding; cysteine-type deubiquitinase activity
Source: RefSeq, a predicted model, not a curated record
AUGUCUUCCACAACAAAACGUGUCGAACCUCCACACGACUCGGAGCGCCCGGUCAAGCGGGUUCGGGUCGAAGAAGACGAAGAAGACGACGAAGAAGACGACGAGCAGGAAGUGCUGCAUGCCGAGCCACAGAAAGCCUCGGACUUGUAUCUUGAUACCAUAAACAGAGUUGUAUUGGACUUUGACUUCGAAAAGGUCUGCUCUGUCUCGCUGUCGAACAUCAACAUCUACGGCUGCCUGGUCUGUGGGAAGUACUUCCAAGGCCGAGGCCGCAGCUCCUAUGCAUAUGCCCAUGCAAUUCAUGACGAUCACCACGUAUUCAUCAACCUCGAGACUAAGAAGGUGUACGUCCUUCCCGACGGGUAUCCCGUCUCGGAUCCUUCCCUUGAAGACAUAUCUUUUGUCCUUGCACCUUCCUUUACUGUCAGAUCCGUUUCCAAACUGUCCACCGCCGAACAUCUCCGGAAGCCAUCGUAUGACCUUUCAAACAAGCCAUACAUCCCCGGAUACAUCGGCCUCAACAACAUCAAACGCAAUGAUUACAUGAACGUCAUAGUCCACGCUCUUCUGCACGUUCAGCCUUUGCGAGAUUAUCUGCUUCUUUCCAACUUACGUGGCAAGGAGCCGGAGAUGCUGAAGCGAUUUGCCGGUCUUGCAAAAAAGGUAUGGAAUCCCCGGUUGUUCAAGAGUCAGGUCAGCCCGCACGAGUUCUUGCAAGAAGUCAAUCGCACGAGCGCUGGAAAAUUCAGUCUAGAGAAGCAGGGGGAUCCCGUCGAGUUCCUUGGAUGGAUGCUCAACCACCUGCACAAGGACAUAGGGGGUACAAAGAAGAAGAAUUCUAGUGAGCGAUAUCCCUACCUUCUUGGUGGGAGCAAUGAUAGAUUGUUGGUCAUAGGCGUCAUCUUCUCCACCUUCCAAGGAGAAGUUAGGAUGGAAACACAACAAGUACUCGUACGACCGGACACUGGCGGCAAUGAAAAGCCCCGUUUUGAUAUCGACAGAGAGAUCAAAUCCGCUGUGUCACCAUUCUUGUUCCUUGCGGUAGACUUACCUCCACCCCCGCUUUUCCAAGAUGCCAUCGAGAAGAACAUUAUUCCCCAAGUCAGUAUUCAAUCAGUACUAGCGAAGUACGAUGGUCAGAAGACACAGGAAUCGGCUGGGCAGUUGCGGAGAUUCAAAUGCCAGCGACUGCCGCAGUACAUCAUCCUGCACUUCAGGCGCUUCACUAAAAACAUGUUUGUUGAGGAGAAGAAUCCCACGAUCGUCAACUUCCCUUUGCGCGGACUCGACUUCCGAGAAUAUGUCGAUGCGCUGGCUUCUCACCCGUCAACCGUAUAUGAUCUGAUUGCCAACAUCACCCAAGAGUCCGCGGCAGGCACAACUCACGACAAGGACAGCAUGAUUUGGAAGGUCCACCUUCGCGCCGGCGGAGGCGGCGGAGACAAUGAAAGAUGGUACCAAAUCCAGGAUCUCAUCGUGGAGGAGAUUAGAAAGGAAAUGAUCGUACUCGGAGAGACCGUGCUUCAGAUCUGGGAGCGGAGGGCUGAGGGUGCCUCGGCAAACGGCAUGGAUGUAGACAAGUCAUGA